This is a messenger RNA of Microthlaspi erraticum, 420 nucleotides long. Lineage: Eukaryota; Viridiplantae; Streptophyta; Magnoliopsida; Brassicales; Brassicaceae. The record is from the annotation of a GenBank genome assembly.
AUGCAUCACAUGGCCGAUAAACUCAAAAUCAAAGGAAGGCGCGAACUCCAGUGGAAACUGAUUCGUUGGAACAUAACAAACACCAAGGAAGAAGAAAAGAAGGAAACGAUCGAACGUAAUACAAGACGGCCGGAGGAAUCACAUCCCGAAGCCAUUGGCGAGCACAUUCAAACAUCUCCGAAUCCGCCCGUUAGAACAGCCUCCAACUUCACAGGAGCCACAAAAAAUAAGAUUUGGAGAAGGCCGAAGGAAGACGUUUCCGGAGCCGCUUUGAAAUUGUUUCAAAGAAAGAUUCAAAUCACUCGUUCAAACGACCCCAAACUUCACCAGUCGCCAUAUUAUACCCUAUUGGUCGAUGAAAUUUCAAGCUGGGUCGAGGACAUGAUGAUAGGAUUUGUGUGUGUGUGUGAUAUGAAAUGA